Molecule: messenger RNA, 4418 nt
Organism: Paralichthys olivaceus (Japanese flounder)
Lineage: Eukaryota; Metazoa; Chordata; Actinopteri; Pleuronectiformes; Paralichthyidae
Source: RefSeq, a predicted model, not a curated record
UUUACUUCUUUAUUACCUAUCACUUCCUCCCUGCUGCUGCACCGGUACCUCUCCCCACGGUGGGGCUAAAUGUUGCGUGUUGCUGCUGCACCGUCCGAAGUCCGAAGACUCUGCCGCCCUCUGGUGGGACGUGAACCCGGGAGGAGAGGGCGCAGGUUCGGUUGUUAUGGUGAAGCAUUCCCCCUGAGGGCUGGAGCACAGGACAGCUGCCGACCUCAGCGUCACAGCCGCGGAGCAGCACAGGAGCCCCCCGUUGACCGGUCCCCUCCACAGUUCCAGACAGAAACAGUUUCAUCGAGCAACAAGUCACUGAAGCAACUUAUAUAUUUUGAAGACCUUCCAGAAAGUGCAUCGGCAGCAACAAGUCUCCACUCAGCACCAGGAGAUAUUUGAAUGCCGCUACCCACAAUCCCUUUCAAUCACGGCGAGCUGCUGGCUGAAAUGGCCACGGUUGGGCGUCUGAGUGCCACAGAACGCCUGAAGCAUGCCCAGAAGCGACGUGCUCAGCAGCUGAAGGCCUGGGUGCAGAUGGAGAAGGACUCAGUGCGAGGGUCGAGGGCCAAGGCGGACAAGAAGAAGGCACGCACCACCAAAGUGACAUUCCCUUAUACCGUCACCCUUCUAGAUGCAGCUGCUCGCAAUGAUGUGGAGGAAGUGAGGGAGCUGCUUAACAGUGGUAUCAGCCCAGAUCUGGUCAAUGAGGAUGGAUUGACAGCCCUUCAUCAGUGCUGCAUUGAUGACUUUGUGGAGAUAGUGCAAUGUCUGCUGGAUGCUGGUGCCUGUGUGAAUGCCUGCGAUAGUGAGUUAUGGACACCACUGCAUGCUGCUGCCACCUGUGGACACACUGGUCUGGUGCAGCUCCUGAUCCAGGCUGGGGCUGACCUGCUGGCUGUCAAUGCAGACGGCAACAUGCCCUAUGACCUCUGUGAGGACGAGGCCACCCUCGAGCUGCUGGAGAUGGUUAUGGCUGAACAGGGGAUAACUCAGGACCGUAUAGAUGAAUGCAGAGGAGCUAAAGAGGCGGCCAUGCUAGCCGACAUUCGGGUUCUGCUUCAGAGCAAAGCAGACUUAAACGCUCAGGACAAUAAUGGAGCAACACUGCUCCAUAUAGCAUCUGCUAAUGGCUACGCAUCAGUGGCAGAGCUGUUACUGGAGAACAGGGCUGAGGUGGAGGUGAAGGACGCUGAUGGCUGGACACCCCUACAUGCUGCCUCCUGCUGGGGACAAAUCCAAAUGGUUGAACUGCUGGUAGCACAUGGAGCUAAUCUGAACACCAAGUCUGUCCUGGAGGAGACGCCUCUUGAGGUGUGUGUGGAUGAGGAGGUGAGAGCCAGAUUAAUGGACUUAAAGCACAAACAUGAUGCCAUCAUGAAGAGCCAAGACCGGCAGAAGGGCACACUGCAAAGACGAGCCUCCAGUACCGGCAGCAGAGGCAAGGUGGUACGACGUGUCAGUGUGAACGAGCGUUCAAGUCUGUACCGACGAGAGCAUCACAAAGAGGCCAUGGUGUGGCAGGAGCGCGGUCGACAGCCUGAUCCACAGGACGACGAUGAAGACAGACAGACAGACAAUGAGCUGCACCAGCAUGCCACCAUGGCGGCUGGCUCUACAGCAACAUCACGUUUAGAGGAACUGGAGGCUGCAGACAGGAAUAUAGUGUCCAGCCUUGGUAAUGGAGGGACAUCUGUUUCCCUGGCUGCCUCUGUGCCUGGAGAGCUGUGGAGCGGUGGUGGUCGCAUGGAGCGCAGCGCAUCCUACCAGCUCAGCCCUCUAUCUGCACCUGCAGAGGGCGAGGGGGCAGACAAUAUGACUCGAGAGAAGUCACACCACACUCUGGCUGACCUGAAACGCCAGCGGGCAGCCGCCAAGCUCAAUAAAUACCCUGCACCUCCACCUCCUCUGCCCCCUCCCUUAGAGGAGGAGCCUUCUGUGGCAGCAGCCGAGAGUACGACCGCUCAGGCUGAGCCUGAGCUCCAAGUGACACCCAGUCCAGAACAGGCGGCUUCCCCAAGCCAGGUGUAUUUCACCCCAGCCAGCGGAGAUCCUCCAUUACUGAAACUACGAGCUCCUGAGGAGGACCAGUCUAACAACAAGGAGCCCUGCUGUGGACUCAUGUAGACUCACUCGGACAUUAACUCAUACUGCCUGCAGAGAGGCUCGGGCUGUUGAACAAAGUGGCAAAAACAUUUCAAAACAACACGUUUGUAAAUGAAUCACGUAAGACUGAAAGUUAAGGCCAUGUGCCAGUGAGGGUUCAGUUCAUUUCAGAUUACUCAACUGCAAUCCACAGAGUGUACUCUCUUUGCUUAUAUUUUUCAAUCAGUAUGAUUCCUUUACAUUUUAUACUCAAGGCCCCUGACGCUUAAUUAGAGGCAGCACAUCGACUGUAUAUAUGCAGUAGCAUUCCUGGUGUGGAGCUGCAGUAUCAAGGUCUCGCCAAUACAUGCGCUCAGCCAAUCGCACGUGUGUCUUAACUGUCAAUCAAGACAUUAAAUAACAAAUUAAUACCAAACUUACUGAAAAAUGAGCACUUGAACAUACAUCAGUGUGAUUAUAACUUCCUGAAAUCACAGAAACCUUUUGGAGAAAAAAGCAGUCACAAGCAAAGAUCAUGAUUAUGGUCUUCACUCAACAAGCCUUAGAAUCCCUCGAAAUAUGAAUUAUCCAAAUAAAUCUGAAUGAAAUUGAAGUGAUUUACCUUUAACUAAGAAUGAAUGAAUGACUGAGGUUCAAGUUGUGUGGAGGCAGAUUCACAUUAAACAAAGAUUCAAAUCAGUACAGGAUAUGAGAAAUGAAUUCACGUCCUUACAAACUACAUAGAGCACAGCCCACACACAACCCAGUGUGUGUGUAACCUCCUAAACCCCCAACUCCAUCUCCCGUUGAUUCAGGAAAACCAGAGGCCUGGACUACGAAGCACGACUUGUGGAUUUUAAAGAUGGUACAUUGCCAUGGCAACUUACCACUGCACAUCUAACGACCUCAACUUCUGACCAAUCAGAUCACUGGAAAAGUAGUUGUUCCUUCAAAAUCCUGACAAAAGAGUUAUAAGUUAGUAAAGUGACAACUAAUAAAAAGCAAAAGAUAUUGAGACGUUUUACUGUUCCAGAGCUUCUAACAGAGAGAAGUUAAUCCUAAACAGCUAUACAUAACUAUUACAGCUUUAUUUUCUGAUUCCCACUUUGAUUGUUUUACUUUUCACAAUCACACGAGGAGACUCAAUGUUUUUUAUUAGAAAAAAUAUCCACACAGUUUGAAUAUUUGUUUAGAUUGACCUCAUCAGAUAUAAAAUACCUUCUUCUGUCCUCUCUGCUCUGAUAUAAGAAACAGUCUGACAGUACCUUUAUUCAUAACAGCCUGUUGAUCGUCAGAAGAAAGCAAAACUACUCUCUCAGUGAGAAACUUAAGAAUACUUAUUAACAAUAUGUCCUUUGCCUUAUUUUGAUAAUGGGGUAAUAAUUAUUUCCAGUGGCUCUUUUCUAUUCUUGUUGUGUUAUAAUUUUGUUUACAUUUGAUCUUGUUGAAUGUCACUUAUAACCGUUGCUAUAACCAGAUUUACCUGCAGUUGGCAUUGUUUCUUGUCUCGUAGUUAGUCCUAUACCCAUGGUUUUGAUGUUGUCGAUUGUUAUUGACGGCAGCAACGGUGACCAGCAUCACGUUAGACGUCAUCCAGGACGGCUGAUGUUCGGCUCAGUGAAGCGAGGUUACUAUGAGAUAUUCCGGGUAUGUUGAACUUGCUAUGCGGUACAGGCCUCAGAUGUUAUCUGCUGUAAAAGUCUUAAAACAUUACAACAUUGAUACAAGACAUGAAUCAACACAAUAUUCACACAGUCCAGGUCGAGAUGACCCACCAACGAACUGUCCCAUCAUUCCCUGCCAAAAACGUAGAGUCACAAAGCUUCACAUAAUCAUUACAUAAUCAUUGCAUCAUUACAACUAUUCUGAAGCUACAUUUACACAGCUGUUUUCUUACUUGAUUAAUUUCUUUUAUUAUUUUUCCAAUGCACAAAAAAGCCCUAAUUUCAACAUGUGUUCUCAUGCAAUUUGUAAAUGAAAUGCUCUCUCUCUUUAUAUUUCUAUUUUUCUAGCCUCUGAAUGGAAUCACAUUAUUUAUUCUAUCUGAUUCUGAAUGUUGCUCACAUGUACAGUUAUUGUACCAUUUUUUUAAAAGGAUGAAUAUAUAAAGAUUUAAACCUGAGGGCAAGAUAUUUUUGUGCUAACAGAAGUAAUGAAGAGAUGGAAAAUAUGAUGAUUCAGGGUUGAUGUCUUCUCAGAUUUGACAGCACAGUAGGUUUGCAGUUCUUGCACAAAGUCGCACAUGUAAAUUUGGUGAGUGGUGGAAUUUAAUGAUCUGUCGGACAAUCUGAUGAUUUUGUUAGUGAUUUAUAAAAACAAACAUAAAAUUGUUCAUGUUUUCA